Molecule: messenger RNA, 1428 nt
Organism: Dichotomopilus funicola
Lineage: Eukaryota; Fungi; Ascomycota; Sordariomycetes; Sordariales; Chaetomiaceae
Product: glycoside hydrolase family 39 protein
Exons: 2
Coding region: 1-1428 (475 amino acids)
Source: RefSeq, a predicted model, not a curated record
AUGCCUCGCCUGGCUCUCGUACCGCUCCUCGCUCUGGUCGCCUCAGGGCUCAGCCUGCCGUCCCUCGUUCAGGGUGGAAGUCUGGGCGAGCAGGUCGCCAAACGCCAGGACAGAGCCGGAACUGCGACCGUUUCGCUGAGCCAGGCCUCAGGCACUCCUGCGUAUCUCGCUUCUGGUUUCAUUUACGGCAUUCCGGACAAUUCCAACCAGGUUUCGACCCAGAUUCCUGAUCACUUUUUCACGGAUAUCAAGUUCCAGUACUGCCGGGCUGGCGGUGCCCAGCUCCCGGUUCCCUCCCGUGGAUGGAUCUAUGGAAUCGAGGAGUAUCGUAACCGCUUCGGCUCCGCCUUGUCCAACUACCGCACCACGCGAAAGUUUGGCGCUCGUUUCAUCCUGCUCGUCCACGAUCUCUGGGGAGCGGACAGCACUCAGGGCACAGAUGCGCCCUAUCCCGGCGACAACGGCGAUUGGACGAGUUAUGAUAGGUACCUCACCCAGCUCAUUUCCGACCUGAAGGCGAACAACAUGUUGGAGGGCCUGGACAUCGAUAUCUGGAAUGAGCCGGACGGCAGCCUGUUCUGGACUCGGACCGUCGAACAGUGGACCGCGAUGUGGAACAGGGCCUUGCCGCGCUUCCGGAACGAACUCCCCGGUGUUAUCAUCAUGGGCCCGUCUAUUUCUAACCCCCCUUCCCCCGGACAUAAAUGGUGGGACGGGUUUGGCGCCGCCAUCAGCCGGAGCGGCAACAUCCCCGACGUCUACAGCUGGCACAGUUUGUCCUAUCCUUUGGAUCCCCAACUUAGUGCCGCGGACAUUGCCACAUGGCGGAACAAGUAUGGGCUUCCGGCGCGGCCCCAGAACAUUAACGAGUACGGCGCCCCGGACGAACAAUCUCCCGCUCACUCGGCCUGGCACAUCUCACGCCUUGAGCGUAACAACAUCCGCGGGCUUCGUGCCAACUGGGCCAGCGUCUACGAGCUCCACGACUACAUGGGCAAUCUCCUCGGCAAGCCGGGCGCUGGAACCACGUCGUACAACCCCCACGGUCAAGGUUACUAUCCCGCGGGCGAAUGGCACGUGUACAAGUAUUACGGCACCAACAUGACCGGCACCCGCGUUGCCACAGCCGGUUCCGCCGAUCGCGCCUUCGACGUGUACGCCACGCGGGGCAGUACCGCCAACUCGGUCAAGAUCUUGGCCAGCUCGAGAGGAGCAGACGGCAUCUGGGACAUCAAGGUCACCGGCUUGGACGCUGUCGGUCUCCCGGUAUCAGGCUCGGUCUCCACCCAAACCUGGAGGUUUGACUACAAAGGGAAAUACGGUGAGGUCGGCACCCCUGUCAACCUCGGCGUCGUUGUCCAUCAGUACAGCAAUAACGAGGUAUGGGUUCCAGGUUUGGAGAAGCGAGCAGCCGGACAGCGCCGCUAA